Miscanthus lutarioriparius is the source of this 1434-nucleotide messenger RNA. The record is from the annotation of a GenBank genome assembly. NCBI's taxonomy places the organism in Eukaryota, Viridiplantae, Streptophyta, Magnoliopsida, Poales, Poaceae.
AUGGCCGAAAUGAUCUCGAGCGCCGCCACGGGUGUGUUGGGCUCCGUCAUGGACAAGCUGGCCGACAUGCUCACCGACAAGUACAACCUCGCCAGAGACAUCAAGCAAGGGAUCCGGUCCUUGCAAGACGAGCUGCACACCAUGGAAGCCAUGCUGCCGAGGCUCCAAGAUAAGGACGACGACCAGAUCGAUGCACUCGCCAAAGACUGGAGGAGCAAGGUGCGUGAGCUGUCCUACGAUAUUGAGGAUUGCAUCGACCGUUUUGUGCUCAAUCACAGCCAUGGAGAUGGAGGUUCCACGGCCAACUUCGUGCACAAGGCCAUUCAAAUGGUGAAAACGUUGUUCAAGGACAGAGGAAUAGCAGAGGAGAUCCGACGACUCAAGAGGCUCGUGAGCGAGCAGAGCGAGCGGGGGAAACGCUACUACGACAUCAAUCAGUGUCACCUCGCCUCCUCAUCUCAGCCAGUGCCGUUGGAUCCUCGAGCACCUGCACUCUUUCAGGAGGCCAGGGAUCUUGUUGGAAUCGAUGCUCCUCGUGAGGAGAUCAUCAGCUUAUUGAGAUGUGAAGACAAGGAGCACAAGGUGGUGUCCAUCUAUGGGAUAGAUACGAAGAAACUUCUUAGAGAUAUAUUGUCUCAAAUAAGCAAGAGCCAUUUUGACCAGUCACAGAUGUUAGAGACAAUUGAGCAGCUCAUCCGCACAGUGAAAGAAUGCUUAAAGGAUAAGAGUGUAUCGGCAUGGGAGCUUGUACGAUCUGCCUUACCUCGCAAUGACAAUGGAAGCAGAAUUAUUACUACAACACGCAUUGAAGCAGUAGCCAAAUCUUGUUGUACUGGUAUUGCUGCACAAAUGUAUCAAGCAAAGCCCCUUAGUCAUGAGGACUCCCAAAGAUUAUUCUUUAAGAGGCUAUUUUUGUCCGGUGAUGAUUGCCACCCAGAUUUGACGAAAGUAUCUGAUGAUAUUUUAAAGAAAUGUUGCGGCUUACCACUAGCCAUAAUCAGUAUAGCUGGUUUAUUAGCAAACAGAAGGAAAGCAGUGGAAGUCUGGGUCAAUGUAUUGAGGUCUAUUGUUGCUGCUGUUGACAAAGAUUCUCCCAUUGAUAAGAUGAAAAGAAUUCUGCUGCUGAGUUACGUUGACCUUCCUCACCAUCUAAAGAGCUGUUUGUUAUAUCUGAGUGUGUUUCCAGAGGAUUAUCCCAUUGAUUGCCGACAGUUGAUAUUGCUAUGGGUAGCCGAAGGACUGAUUCCUAGACAGGACAGGGAAAGUAUGGAGCAGCUAGGGAGAAGUUACUUGAAUGAGCUCAUCAAUAGAAGUUUGGUGCAGCCAACCAAGGUUGGGGGACACGGCGCAACAGUGAAACAGUGCAGAGUUCAUGAUGUCAUACUUGAGUUCAUUGUAUCAAAGGCCGUGGAGGACAACUUUGUUACUAUAUAG